UAUACGACUACCUCGUGGACCGAAACCUGGGUCCGACCGGGGUCGAACUUCGCUUUUUGCCCCAUGGCGCCAUGACGAGCUUGACCGCCCCAUGGACACCCGGCUUCUUGACUCUCUCGAAGUUCUGCAAACGGCCGGACUUCAGCCACUUCCAGUGGUAUCUCCAACACAUCGAAGACUUCCGGAAGGACCAACUCAGUCACUUGGGCGAGGUGGUCUACCUGGAUUAUGCGGGUGCUGCCUUGUUCAGUCGCGCCCAGCUGGCAGCCGCGCAGGAGUUGCUGCUGACCAGUAGUCUUGGCAAUCCCCACAGCUCCAGGGCCAGCGAAGAGCUGUUGGACCGAAGCCGAGACUUGGUUCUGCACAUGUUCCGGACGACCAGGGCGACACACAGCGUGGUUUUCACCUCUGGUGCUACACAAAGCCUGGAGCUUCUAGGAGAGCAUUAUCCUUGGACAGUGAAUGGUGGCUGCUUUCUCUACGCAGAUGAGAGCCACACCAGCGUCUUGGGGCUUCGCCAGUUUGCUCGCCGCUCCAACUGGGCCUUUGGGACCUUUGCCUUGGAAGACCUGCCAAACUUGGCAAAUGACUUGUCAGCUGCCAAGAUGAUCGAAGGACAAGUUCCAGAGAGCAUUGCUGGCUGCAACCUCCUGGCUUUUCCAGGUGAGUCCAACUUCAGUGGACUUCGGACAGACUUGUCAUGUCUAUCAGCUCUUCGCCAGGGUCCUCAGAGGUGGAGACUUCUUUUGGACGCCGCGAAGCUCGCAUGUUCACCUGGAAGUCUGGAUCUCAGCCAAUGCCCUGCAGAUUUCACCGUGAUCUCCUUUUACAAGAUCUUCGGAUAUCCCACGGGCCUAGGAGCUCUCCUCCUUCGCCACGAUGCGGCACCGUGCCUUUUCCCCCGCGACGUCCACGGCCCCAGCGGCCCGUCGGGGCCGCUCUACUUCGCCGGCGGCUGCGUGUCUUCGGUCUCGGCCACGUCGAGCUUUGUGGUGCCCAGACCCUCCUUGUCACAGUGGAUGGAGCGGGGCACUCCGCAUUUCCAAGGGAUUUUCACACUCUCAGUGCAACUGGCCACGGUGCGACGACUGGGCACCGACCUCGCUCGCAGUCGACAUGCUUUGGCCGUGUGCCAUGAAGCUUUCUUGCGCACCGCGCGCCUGCGACACAGCAACGGGCAGCGGCUCUGCCGGAUCUUCGGAGCUCAUGAGGAGAUCCGCUGGGCUGAGCUGCAGGGGCCAACCUUGGCCUUGGAGCUGCACUAUGCUGAUUCUUCACCUGUGCCAUAUGGCCUGGUGGCUGAACGUGCGGCAGCUCGAAAGAUCAUGCUGCGGACAGGAUGCCAUUGCAAUGCCGGAGCUUGUCAACGUUAUUUAGAUCUGAAGGACGAGGACAUCCGGCACUUCCACGCCUCGGGGAAGGUCUGUGGCGAUGAUCGGGGCCUCAUCGAGGGACGGUCCACGGGGAUCGUCCGGGUGUCCUUCGGCCUCUACUCCACCAUGGAGGAUGUGUCCAGAUGGAUUGAGUUGCUGGUUGAGUUCCAAGAUCUGCUUCCCACGGAACCGAAGAUUUUGGCCGAGAACCUCGCGGCCACCAACCACUUGACGAAUCCGACAGUCUCUGCAUGGCCUCGUACGUCGAUGGGAAGAGUGCGAGCAGUGAAGAUCUAUCCUGUAAAGGGUUGUGGCCCUUUGCGCGUGAACCGCUGGCCUUUAGACCCCAGCGGCAGCUUGUUCUUGGACCGCCGCUGGUGUUUGUCGCUGGGAACUCGACGCUCCAAGCUGAGACCGGUGAGUGCCAAGCAGGCGCCACGGCUCACGACAGUGAGGAUCUCGUUGAGAGGGCGGGGGAGGAGCUUUGUGUUGCUCCUCUCCAGCAAGUUUCAUCCUGAGACCUUGGAGAUUGCUCUGAGUGAGGAGGACUCAAAGAUCCUGCAAGCCAAUGGUGUAGCUGCAGAUCCUUUGGAUACCACGAGGAAUGGAGCAAGGAUGCAUGAAGAGAAGCCAGCCGAUGCAUCCAAUGCUGAUGCUUCCAUCUGGUUUGAGCAGCUCUUGGACCUCAAGGACCUGCAACUGCGCUGUAGCUCCGACGGCACCGCCGGCACGGGCGAGGCACCCGCGCGGACGGACUUUGCCAACGCGCCCAAGACACUGCUGACGCUUGGGCGGGGAGGUUCGAUGGGCCAGUGGUCGGACGAGGGCGAUCACCCACUGAAGGAUGGUCUCCACGGCCUCCUUGCGACGCUUCGGCGAGCUUUGCGGCUUAGAGGUGCCGGCGGAGCGGUUCCGGGCCAACGUGGAGGUGGACUUCGAAGAGCCCUAUGAGGAGAUGUCCUGGCCAGUGGGUUUGGCCCUUGGCCUCACCGACGAGCCCCACGUGGCGCCCGGUCGACUCCACUUCGAGGUGGCCGGGCGCUGCGUCCGGUGUCAAGCGGUGGACAUCGACCCGGAGGACCCGGAGCGCUCCAGCGGCGUGUCGCUGCUGGCGGCCUUGGCCACGAGCCAAGUCAGCUCCGAGAGCUCCAAGGGGCCCACGUUUGGGGUUUUGCUCCGGAAGCGAGGCCACUGGCAAGAGAGGCCAAUGCUGGAAGUGGGCAUGUCAUUAGAAGCUGAGGCGUAAGCUUGGAUUAGACUUGAGCAAAAGGACGA
Messenger RNA from Durusdinium trenchii, 2648 nucleotides. NCBI's taxonomy places the organism in Eukaryota, Dinophyceae, Suessiales, Symbiodiniaceae. The record is from the annotation of a GenBank genome assembly.